This is a messenger RNA of Melopsittacus undulatus (budgerigar), 4296 nucleotides long. RefSeq names its product sphingosine-1-phosphate phosphatase 2 (gene SGPP2). The transcript has 5 exons. Gene Ontology annotation, molecular function: sphingosine-1-phosphate phosphatase activity. Bases 7 to 1194 code for a protein of 395 amino acids. Gene Ontology annotation, biological process: sphingosine metabolic process. Gene Ontology annotation, cellular component: endoplasmic reticulum membrane. NCBI's taxonomy places the organism in Eukaryota, Metazoa, Chordata, Aves, Psittaciformes, Psittaculidae. The record is from RefSeq and is a predicted model, not a curated record.
GGCAGCAUGGCUUGCCUGCUGCGCACCUUGCGCAGCUCACAGCCCGUGGCGCGCUUCCAGCGCUGCUGCGGGCUCUUCCCAGCUGCCGAGGAGGGCGGCAGCGGCGGCGACCCCGCGGAGGGGGCACGGCAACGCGGCGUUUGCAACGGCGCUGGCGCGCUGAGCAGCCCGGCAGUCGCUGGCCGCGGCCCUCUCAGCGGGGUGCGGAGCGGCCCGCAGGGUUGCGGUCAGAAGUAUGUUGUGAAGAACUACUUCUACUACUACCUGUUCAAGUUUUCAGCUGCUUUGGGUGAAGAGAUUUUUUAUAUCACUUUCCUUCCAUUUACUUACUGGAACAUAGAUCACUCUGUGUCUAGAAGGAUGAUAAUUAUUUGGUCGAUAGUGAUGUACAUAGGCCAAGUCUCCAAGGACAUCCUGAAGUGGCCUCGGCCCCUCUCGCCACCUGUUGUCAAGCUGGAAAUGAGGACAGAUGCAGAGUAUGGGAUGCCUUCCACCCAUGCCAUGGCAGCUACCGCCAUCUCCUUCUCCUUUCUCAUUGCAACCAUGAACCAGUACAAGUAUCCAUUUGAACUAGGUCUGGUAGCAGCGUUUGUGUUCUCGAUGCUGGUGUGUCUCAGCAGGCUCUACACAGGGAUGCACACAGUCCUGGACGUGAUUGGUGGAGCGCUGAUUUCAGCUGUGUUGCUUGUGCUCUUGUAUCCUGCGUGGGACAUGAUAGAUCACUUGCUAUUAACUAGUCCCUUCUGUCCACUGCUUUCCAUGGUUGUGCCUCUUGUCUUAUGUUACAACUACCCCAAACUAGACUAUUACAGCCCUACCAGGGGAGACACCACUACUAUUCUGGGAGCAGGAGCUGGAGCAACUGUGGGAUUUUGGUUAAACAACCAAUACGCUGCACCAGCCUACACCAGCAGGAAUUUUCAGCUUGGAUUUCCUCUGAUCACUGGCAAAAUAGUGGUGGUUGUGCUAGCCAGGUUCCUCAUAGGGAUCUUUGUUGUUCUACUGACACGACAGCUUAUGAAGAGUGUGGUUCUUGGCAUGCUGGGUUAUCGAUACAAGUUUCCCAUUGGAGACCUGGAGGCACGAAGGCGAUUGGAAGUCGAAGUCCCAUAUAAAUUUAUAACAUACUCCUCAGUUGGCUUCAGUGCAACCGUGAUUGUGCCACUGCUACACAAGCUGUUAGGAUUGAUGUGAGUGCAGCACCUUCCUUACCAAGUAAUGUAUGGCACCACCAUUUCAAUGAUGCAAAGAGUCUGUUGAGGCUGGUAACUUGACCAAAAAGUGUUUUAUUCCCUUCUGCACUGGUGUGGUGGUUGACCCUGGCCCACCAGAGCCGCAAUAUCACCCCUCCUCAGCUCAACAGGGGAGAAAAGAUAAUGAAAGGCUUGUGGGCCAAAACAAGGACAGGGAGGGAUCACUCAGCAAUUACCAUCAUGGGCAAAACAGACUCAACUUGGGAAAAAAAAAAUUAAUUUAUUACCAAUCAAAUCAGAGUAGGAUAAGGAGAAAUAAAACCAAGUCUUAAAAAAGUCUCUCCAACCCCUCCCUUCUUCCUGGGCUUGACUUUACUCCCAAAUUAUCUACCUCCUCCCUCCUAGCAGUGCAGGAGGACAGGGACCGGGGUUGUGUUCAGUUCAUCACAUGCUGUUUUUGCUGCUUCCUCCUCCUCAGGGGAGGACUCCUCACACUCUUACCCUGCUCUAGCCUGGGGUCCCCCCAAGGGAAACAGUUCUCUACCAUCUUCUCCAAUGAAAGUCCCUCCCACAAACUUCAGCUCUUCACCAACUGCUCCAUUGUGGGUCCCUUCCAUGGGGUGUAGUCCUCCAGGAACAAACUGCUCCAGCGUGGGUCCCUGAUUGGUUGCAAGUCCUGCAGCAAACCUGCUCCAGCAAAGGGUUCUCUCUGCAUGGGGUCGCAGACUGCUUUAGAUACCCAUGUGCUUCAAUGUGGGGUCUUCCGUGGGCUGUAGGGGGAAGGUCUGCUCCAAUGCUUGAAGCACCUUCUUUCUCUUCUUCCUCACUGAUCUUGGUGUCUGCAGAGCUGUUUCUCACACAUCAUCUCACUUGUCUCUUCUCUAUCUGCAAUUGUUGCACAGGGGUUUUUUUUGCCCUUAAAUAUAUUAUCCCAGAGGUGCUAUCACCAUUGGGCUUGGCCUUGGCCAGCAGCAGGUCCAUAUUGGAGCUGGAUGGCAUUGGCUUUAUGGGACACAGGGGAAGCUUCUCACAGAAUUCACCCUUGUGGUCCCCACUGCUACCAAAACCUUGCCAUGCAAACCCAAGGUAUUGGGAACUGCUGUACAUUAUUAACUUCAGGUUAGAAAUAGCUGACUCCACUGUGUCCCAUAGUUAGAGAAUAGUGGCCUAGAUGACUAAAGCUGACAAAAAUCUUUGGUUACAAAGCCAAAAUCCCUGCUGAAAUGCAGCAGUGUAUGGUUUCCUGUGGGGUUGGGGGUACUGGAAGUAUGGCUGUGCCUAUAGGCUGCUGGUCCUGUGGGGUAUGGUGUGGUGUUGCUCCUGCUGAAACAGGAGAGCAAGCCAAGGAAGAGCUUACAUUUGAGGCAUGGGGGGAGCGAGCGGCUGGGGCAGGGGAAGAGGCAACCAGGCAAGAACAAAGCACCGACCUUGGGGCAUGCAGAGCUCUGUCAUGCCACACUAUCCCUUGGGGCCUAGGGAUGAAGGAAGAGUGGCUGAAGAUGGGAAGGUGAUGUGGAGAUGGAGGCUUUUCAAGUGCUGACACUUUCUUGAUGUCGGGCUUUGGAGCUUCCUGCUGGCCAGGACAGCAGGUUUCGUCAGCAAGCGUCAUUGGCACAGAUUGGAGACAUCCACAUUUGGGUACAGCUGAGCAUUUCACUAAAGAAAUCUGGUGAUUAUUGUACUUGUCGCAGUGUCUUCUGACACCACUCCCAGACCUGGCUAAUUCCAUGUGUAUGUUUUUACUCACUGCAAUCCCAAACCCUGAAAAGACCCCAGAAAGUAAAACAGAAGAAAGAAAACUCCAACACAAAACAUUGUGAUUUGUAACAGAUUUAUCUUGGAUAUUAAUAGGAAAACCUCCACUAAAAGAUCCUUUCACUACAUAGAACCGAACAGAGUUGUUACGACAAUGUUGAGGCUUGUGUUCAAAGUGUUUAACUCCCUUGUCCAGGGGACAGGACAGAGUCCUUCCUGUCAUGCAGAGGGGUACAAGCAGUGUCCUUAAACUGUGUCAUGGAAGGAGCUGAGUGGUGACUGGUGACUACAUGUGAUGAUGAUAUGUUGUCAUCAUUUUCUGGUGCUGCACAGCAUUAUGGUUGGUCUUCCAUGCAUCUUGCAAUACUGUGUAUACUUGUAGAGUAGUAGUUGACUGUUUGUAGGAUGGUUGCCACUAUAACUCAGGCUGCUUAUUUAAAAAUAUAUCUAUAUAUAUAUAAGCUCUUGGACCAAUGAGCUGCUGAGAAAUAAGGCAGUGAAUGUGGUCUGCUUGGCUACUAAGAUAUAACACGGUCUGACCGCAGAGCUUCAAGCAUCUUCCCAGUGCCUUUCCAGUAGAAUGUACAGUGAAAACCAGCUUUUUAAACCACAUGCACAAGCCAAGUGUCUUCCUGGCUGCAAGAAAAAUUAACCUGAAGAAUGUAAAGGAGGUGCUUUGCCAUCAGUUGACCACUAUAGAAUAAUCAAGUUCCGAAAGGUAGCUGUGAGUUUCGUCUGAGAAGCAGGAAGCGUGCACGUGAAAGAGCUCUGUGAGUUUAAAACCAGGUCAGUGGUCUCCAGAAGAAACACACACAGAAACUUCAACAUUUUUUAGGUUUGUCCAGGCUGCGAAUAAUCUAAGUCAGGCUGUGUGGACUUUACAUGUGCAUGCAAACAGCUUCAAUGGGUCUUUCAGCAGGGCAUGUGCCUUAGGUGAGUGCUGGACCUGAGGUCCCAUCCUCAGUCUCCCUCCCUCCCUUACCCCCACACACCACAGAAGCACUGCUCACAGACUUUAAGACACGUUCUGUUAGGAGUGCUUUACAGUGUACAGCUGCAUGGCAGAACUGAAGCACUGGGGAGGUGCCACACUGGAUGGGACUAGAACUGGGAAAAACUUUGACAGCAAGCUGAGUGUUUAAGCUGUGGGGUGGAAUCAGUCCCAAGAAAAGCAUGGAUUGAUGGGGACAUUCAUCCAGUUUUAUGUGUAAAAUUUCUGUUCUUAAUCACAUCUAUUUUCUGCUAUGAUGAUUUUAUAAAUUAUAUAAUGCUUGGAUUUAUAAAAUAUGUGCACAGGUAUUUUUAUCUUUUAUAGUAUUCACCUGCAUGUGAUUCAUGCAAUACAUGC